GCUUGUAGCCGCUGGUGUGGUCACAGAGGAGCUGUUUCUCCGAUGGUAGGAGCAAAGAUGCAUUAAAUUAAAACAAAAAGAAAAGCGCGAGGACAAUGGGACUCGCAACUAACGUUGUGGCUGUAGUCGGCGGCGUCAUAACUGGUGUCAUGAAUUUUUUUACUGAUAUAUUUCUGACACCCCCGCUGAAGGCCACUCUCAAGCAUUUGGAGGAGACUGAGCUCAAAACUUUGAAAGGAGAAACAAGGACCGUGAAAGCCAGAUCUCUGUGGGAGGGGUCUGGAGCCGUCAUCAUGGCAGUGCGGAGACCUGGAUGAUUUUUGUGCAGAGAGGAGGCCGCAGCGCUGUCCUCUCUGAAACCCCAGCUUGAUGAGCUUGGGGUCCCUCUGUACGCUGUGGUGAAGGAGGAUGUCGGCACCGAGGUCCAGAGCUUCCGACAGUACUUCAAGGGGGAGAUUUUCUUGGAUGAAAAGAGGCGUUUUUAUGGACCUCGCGAGCGGAAGAUGGGUCUCCUGGCAUUCCUGCGUGUUGGGGUGUGGAUGAACGGCCUGAGGGCCUUUAAGAAUGGCUUCAUGGGAAAUGUUUUGGGAGAGGGCUUUGUCCUUGGUGGGGUCUUCGUCAUUGGACAAGGCCAGCAGGGUAUACUUCUGGAGCACAGAGAGAUUGAAUUUGGAGAUAAAGUCAACAUUGGAGAUGUCAUCCGAGCUGCCAGAAGAAUAUCAGGAGAACUCAUGUCUUUAGAGCAGUAAUGCUUUGUAUGAACUCUGGUGAAUAAGAAGCUCAUAUCUGUUUAAACCCAUGUUCUUGACCAGUUAAUCACCUUGACAAACUAAUGCCUUUCAGAGCAAGAAAGAACCAUACCACUAUAUGAAUGAUAUAUGUUGAAAAUGUUUGAAUUGCAGUGUAGAGGAUCUGGUUAUGUAUGAGAAAAGGAAUGUUAAAGUGCACAACUGUGAGUUUGACAUACUGGUCUCGGGAAAACCUGGAUGCUUUUAGCAGUAUGACUGCGUAGUAAAAGACUCUUGAGUGUGUUAAUGAUGGUCUGUCUUUAAACUCAAGAGAAAGCAGACCUGAUGUCUAACACUGAGUUUCCAGUGUUACUCUGUGAUACUGCUGCAUUAUCUUGGGACCCAAGAGAACUUUGACCAAUAAAACACGGCUUUGUGCUCUA
Messenger RNA from Micropterus dolomieu (smallmouth bass), 1171 nucleotides. Its product is annotated as peroxiredoxin-like 2A. Lineage: Eukaryota; Metazoa; Chordata; Actinopteri; Centrarchiformes; Centrarchidae. The transcript has 5 exons. The record is from RefSeq and is a predicted model, not a curated record.